Messenger RNA from Suillus plorans, 1048 nucleotides. RefSeq lists its product as uncharacterized. The transcript has 3 exons. Bases 160 to 879 code for a protein of 239 amino acids. The record is from RefSeq and is a predicted model, not a curated record. Lineage: Eukaryota; Fungi; Basidiomycota; Agaricomycetes; Boletales; Suillaceae.
AACGGGACUACAGGUACUACAGCGACUAUAUAGCCACCUGUAGUCAAAUGGUAUUUUCCUGAUGUUGCAUUUGCUCUGAAUGUAGACAUUUGCUUACCGUAUCCAUUAUACGUUCAUUACUCCCCUCAAGGAUCUGCGCAAACAGUGGCAGGACAAGCGAUGCUUGAGAACUAUCUUCAGGGUGUCGAUUCACAAACAACCAUGAUGGGGACCUCCAGUUCCACUUCGAUUGGCUCUUUGGAACCGGCUCUUGCGCAGAUCAAUUUGUCACCAGUGACUAUCCCGGCCUUGCACCAGAACCUCAUUGGCAGCGCUUCCCUCGAAUUUCCAAUUGAUAUCAUUCAAGCUGGUGCGGCGUCUACGACUUUCACUUUGGCAAAUCCAUUCACAGCCAGCAUCAAUCUGCUUGAAGUCACUGCAAUCGCGACCUCCCACAACCUGACCCUUGGCGCUAUCAAUCAUGUUGACAUGUCUUCAAACCCAAUCCAUGCUGAUGGACUUUCCAAUAUCACGUCGACUGUGCUUCCGUUCAACUUCAACCUCGACCCGUUGACCAUCAUUGAGUUGAUCACCACUUCUGCUCAAGAGCACAAUGUCGACCUUAGUCAUCUGGCGAGUUUAUUCCAGCUGGUUAUUGAUAACCCGAGCUUCCACCCACAUGUCAAUACGUCGGUGGAUACAAGUAGUCAAACUUGCGUCAGGUAUGGUCACAACAUCUCUCCAGGCUUAAAGUUUUCUGAUGUAAAAAACACUAGUGGAAACCAGUUCGACAUCGACGACGCCAUUUUGAACGCGUUGAAAAGUUUACUUCCCGUGGAUUCUUCCGUAAAACUUGAUGAUUGUAAGCGCCUUAACUCGGUGAACUCACUGAUCCACUAGACGCAACAAUCUUGCCUUCAAUCAAUAUGGGGUUUCGGUUAUUACGGACAAGACGUCAUUGUAUCUGAUUGGUGCGGUGGGGGGUCCUAUUACCCAAGACCUUGUCAACGGCGCUACGCUAGCUUUCAACCAAGCAAAUAUUACGUAUGCUUCAACCACUUAUUUGACA